Messenger RNA from Mugil cephalus (flathead mullet), 1582 nucleotides. RefSeq names its product endoplasmic reticulum-Golgi intermediate compartment protein 2-like. Gene Ontology annotation, biological process: retrograde vesicle-mediated transport, Golgi to endoplasmic reticulum; endoplasmic reticulum to Golgi vesicle-mediated transport. The record is from RefSeq and is a predicted model, not a curated record. Gene Ontology annotation, cellular component: COPII-coated ER to Golgi transport vesicle; endoplasmic reticulum; membrane. NCBI's taxonomy places the organism in Eukaryota, Metazoa, Chordata, Actinopteri, Mugiliformes, Mugilidae. Bases 248 to 1393 code for a protein of 381 amino acids. The transcript has 14 exons.
UGUGCAUGACGUAACGAGUCAACGUCAGGACGUCCCCCAAACGCGGAAGAAGAAGAAGAAGCGAGGCUCGCCCCGGCCCCGCCCACCUGUCUGUGUCUGCGUUAGCAUCAUGGGUGAUGGUUUAUCAAAAUCAGAUGUUUCGAUGCGCACGAAUCUGGAUGAUUACGGCUUCGUGAGACGCCGCUGCGCGAUUUAGCGUCUAAAUACGUAAUUAAAGCGGAGUCAGAGAACGUCCCAGGACCUCAGGAUGAGGCGCUUGUCCAGAAAGAAAGCCCUGAGCCUGGUGAGGGAGCUGGACGCCUUCCCCAAAGUGUCGGAGAGCUACGUGGAGACGACAGCGUCCGGUGGAACAGUGUCUCUUAUAGCCUUUACUGCCAUGGCACUUCUGGCUAUCUUAGAGUUCUUUGUUUAUCAAGAUACUUGGAUGAAGUACGAAUACGCGGUUGACAAGGAUUUUUCGAGUAAGCUGAAAAUCAACAUCGACAUCACAGUCGCCAUGAAAUGCCAGCACGUCGGAGCCGAUAUCCUGGACCUGGCCGAGACGAUGAUCACAUCCAACGGUCUGCAGUACGAGCCUGUCAUUUUUGAACUGACCCCUCAACAGCGACUGUGGCAAAGGACGUUGCUCCUCAUACAGAACCGGCUGAGAGAGGAACACGCUCUGCAGGAAGUCCUCUACAAAAGUUUGCUGAAGGGAGCUCCCACUGCUCUGCCGCCACGGGAGGAUGCGCCCACGGAGCCGCUCGCCGCCUGCAGGAUACACGGACACGUCUACGUCAACAAGGUGGCGGGAAACUUUCACAUCACCGUGGGAAAGCCCAUUCACCACCCCCAGGGCCAUGCGCACAUCGCGGCUUUUGUGAGUCAUGACACCUACAACUUCUCCCAUCGAAUAGACCAUUUGUCUUUUGGGGAGGAGAUACCAGGCAUCAUCAAUCCCCUGGACGGCACAGAGAAAAUCACCUUUAACAAUAACCAGAUGUUCCAGUACUUCAUUACAGUGGUGCCCACCAAACUGAACACGUACAAGAUAACUGCGGACACGCACCAGUACUCUGUGACCGAGAGAGAGCGGGUGAUAAACCACGCAGCGGGCAGCCACGGCGUUUCAGGCAUCUUCGUCAAGUACGACACCAGCUCUCUGAUGGUGACGGUCAGCGAGCAGCACAUGCCUCUGUGGAAGUUCCUGGUGCGACUGUGUGGCAUCGUCGGGGGCAUUUUCGCCACGACGGGCAUGCUUCACAGCUUCGUGGGCUUCUGUUUCGACAUCAUCUGCUGUCGCUUUAAACUCGGAGUCUACAGACCCAGAGAGGACGUGCAGCUACACGACCAGAUGAACAACCUGAACCACCACCAGACUCCUCUGCUGGCUGACAAUGCUCCCCAGGAGUAGACGAAUGCGUUUCAGCUGCAGCGCCAUCGAACCAUUUCACACCACGACGAGGAAGCAACGACAGAAAACUUAAUGUUUAUUUAUGUAAUAUGCUUUUUUUUUUUUAUUAUUGUCUUAAAAUGUUUGUUUUUUUUCCUACUGAAAGCUGUCUGUUAUACACUGUGCUGUUCAAUUAAAUAGUCAUCAAUG